Messenger RNA from Bombina bombina (fire-bellied toad), 1130 nucleotides. RefSeq names its product phospholipase A2 group III (gene PLA2G3). Gene Ontology annotation, biological process: arachidonate secretion; phospholipid metabolic process. The coding region runs from base 79 to 1128 and encodes 349 amino acids. Lineage: Eukaryota; Metazoa; Chordata; Amphibia; Anura; Bombinatoridae. The record is from RefSeq and is a predicted model, not a curated record. The transcript is spliced from 4 exons. Gene Ontology annotation, molecular function: A2-type glycerophospholipase activity.
GGCUCAUAUGUAGCAUAUCUGCACAUCCCCAGCUGCACCAGGGAGCUGUGAAACAGCUGAUCACUUUCUGUGAGGAAGAUGUGGGCUGUUAGGAUGAUGCUGGGAAGCCUCUUGUUUUCUUUUUCAGGUUUAGUGAGAGGGGAGAGAACUCACUCCAGGUACAAAAGAGGCUGGAUGAUGCCUGGGACAUUGUGGUGUGGAGCUGGAAAUGUUGCUGAAAACAUCACCAACUUAGGUGUAUUCCAUGGAGCAGAUCUUUGCUGCAGAGAACAUGACUUCUGCUCUCAUCAAAUUCAAGCCUAUGAAUUAAAGUAUGGAAUCCGGAAUUACCGACUUCACACAGUGUCACACUGUGACUGUGACCAGAGGUUCAGACUCUGUCUUCUUUCUCUCAAUGACACAAUAUCCUCACUUAUUGGCAUCAUGUACUUCAACAUCCUGGAGAUGCCCUGCUUCACCCUGAACCAGGAGGAACAGUGUGCCGAAUGGCAUUGGUGGGGAGGCUGUAAAUCCUUUGACUUGUUACCAAAAGCUGAAAUGCAGAAACAAGCCAUGUACAAUGAUACCCACCACAUGAAGAUAACACACUCCUUGCACAAGGACCACUAUACAACCAACUCAUCUACCUACAACACAACAACAUUACGUUCCUCUUUCUCAGAAAGGGGGAAAAAUACCAGCAAACAAACAUUUAUGAAGAAGCAGCAACAGCACAACAAGCUAAGAAAAACAGAAAAAUACCCUAAUGGACAGAAAGAAAGUGACAAUUUUAUCCUGUGUAGAAGAGAUAGCAAAAAAAUAAAGAGAGACAACCAAGUACCGCAAAUAAGAGACACUCAGAUGGUCAGAACGGACUUGCUUGGUCUUCUAAGUACCGUAACGACAACAGACAACCCGGGUCUCAGCACAAGAGACACUGAGGCAAUUAGACGAGACAAUCAGAACUUACAAGAAAAGACAGUCAGAGACUCACAAAAUACAGCUCUGAACCGAGAGGAAGAAAAACACAGAAAAGUAAGAAUGAAAGAGGUGAAAAGAAAGAAAAAGAUGGAUAUUCUCUGCAGGAGACAACGUAUCUCUAGAAAAGUGAAGAAUGAUCAGAGGUUUAGAGGAAACAACAAAGACUGAAA